Brachypodium distachyon (stiff brome) is the source of this 921-nucleotide messenger RNA. RefSeq lists its product as uncharacterized. The record is from RefSeq and is a predicted model, not a curated record. The transcript has a single exon. Lineage: Eukaryota; Viridiplantae; Streptophyta; Magnoliopsida; Poales; Poaceae. The coding region runs from base 155 to 568 and encodes 137 amino acids.
GCCAACUUGCUCACCAAGACACGCCAGCCCUCUCCCCUCUCCUUCCUUCCACAGCACAAACCACGCAAUAGGCAAUACAAUCCACUAUAAAUCGCCCCCUGGCCAUGGCAACAGAGCUCUUGCCUUCCCGGACACACGGCCGGCCGGGGAGGCCAUGGACGACCUUCAGGAAUUCCAAGAGGCCGACGUCCUCUGGCCUGGAUCUGGAUACUCCGCCGACGACGGUGACACGGCAAGCAGCGUCUCCCCUGUUCUUCUUCCCGGAGGGGCGUCGCCGCCGCGGCCGGAGCAAUCUGCCCCGGUAGACGUGCCUCCGGCCCGGAAGCGGCGGCGCCUUUCUCGCUCCUGGGCGUCCGACGAGGACGACGAUGGCUGCUGUACCAACGACGCGAAGAGGGGCGCCGUGCUGCUGCCGCCGCACGUUAUCGUGGAUCGACGGCGGAGGAUCGGGGGAAUGAGGACGGCGGCCUACUCCAUGUGCGCCGGGAAAGGGAGGACGCUCAAAGGGCGGGACCUCCGCGACGUCAGGGACCGAGUGCUCAGGAUGACCGGAUUCAUCGAGGAAUGAAAUCGAAUUGGACACCGUGGAAUUAAUCGUGGAUACAUGUUGCUUCUGAAUGUCGAAUACAACGUGUGUGUGUGUGUGUGUGGAAGUUUGUGGCGACCUGAAGUUUUCGGUAAGAAUCAAGCUGAAGGAAAGAUAGGCGGGAGAUGUAAUCUCUCUGUUUAAUUAAUUAAUUUUAGUUGGUUAAUCAAACUUAGAAUGUAUUGGUAAAUUUGUUGUGAAUCAAAAAUAAAUGUACAUAGCUAAGAAACAGAGGAUAAGGGGGGGGGGCUUAAAAUUCUAAACUGAACAGAGCUCUGGCUUGUAGAAAUUCCUUUGAUUGGGUCAUAUAUGUGAACUAUUUUUAUUCACCAACA